This is a messenger RNA of Stegastes partitus (bicolor damselfish), 1404 nucleotides long. RefSeq names its product reticulon 4 receptor-like 1a (gene rtn4rl1a). The record is from RefSeq and is a predicted model, not a curated record. Bases 1 to 1404 code for a protein of 467 amino acids. Gene Ontology annotation, molecular function: protein binding. NCBI's taxonomy places the organism in Eukaryota, Metazoa, Chordata, Actinopteri, Pomacentridae. Gene Ontology annotation, cellular component: plasma membrane. The transcript has 3 exons.
AUGAGAUCUCGUGCCACCAUUACCUGCCCCCUCACCCUCACCAUGGCACGUUAUGGUGGGGUGGAGUUACUGUUGGUGCUGUGGGGCCUGGAUCUCUCUCUGCCCUGCCCUCGCCACUGCAUCUGCUACACUUCACCUAGCACCGUGUCAUGCCAGGACCACAACUUCCACGCCGUGCCCGAGGGCAUCCCCGCUCAGAGCGAGCGCGUCUUCCUGCAAAAGAACAAGAUCCAGAGGCUGCUCCGCGGCCACUUCUCGCCCACCACCACCAUGUUGUGGCUUUAUGCUAACAACAUCUCCUACAUACAGCCGUCCACCUUCCACGGCUUCGACCGCCUGGAGGAGCUCGACCUCGGGGACAACCAGCACCUGAAGGCCGUCGCUUCAGACACCUUCCUGGGCCUGGGGCGGCUUCACGCCCUGCACCUAUACAGCUGUGGCCUGAUCAGCUUACCUCCGGGGAUCUUUGCCGGGCUCCAUAAUCUCCAGUAUCUCUACCUACAGGAUAACCAGUUAGAGUUCCUAGAGGAUGACCUGUUCAUCGACCUGCUGAACCUCAGUCAUCUCUUCCUGCAUGGCAAUCGACUGUGGAGUCUUCGCCAGAAUACUUUUCGAGGCCUGGGGGUGUUGGACCGGCUCCUUCUCCACCAGAACCGAAUCCAGUGGGUUGAUCGUCAGGCUUUCCACGACCUGCGGCGUCUCACCACCCUGUACCUGUUUAAUAACUCCCUGACUGAGCUAUCCGGUUCCAGCCUGACUCUGCUGCCAGCUCUGGAGUACCUGCGACUCAACGACAACCCCUGGGAGUGCGACUGCAAGGCUCUGUCACUUUGGGAUUGGCUGCGGAGGUUCAGAGGCUCCACCUCGUCUCUGAUUUGCGUUUCACCACCAGAGCUGGCGGGGAAGGACCUGAAAACGGUGAAGAAAGAGGAGCUGCCCAGUUGCUUGCUGGGCGAGGGUCACGCGCGUGGCGCUCCAGGUGGCGAGAUGGAGCAUGGAGAGUCUUUAAACCACCUGAAUCGCCACAGAAACCAUCACAACCACCACCAGCGGCCGUACUUGCCCCACGGGGACCAGUACAGCCUGCCUUCGCCCUCGCCCCUGCCACGGCCGCCCAAGGGGGGCCGCAGAAACUGUACCCGCCGGGGUCGCAAGGCAAAAGGGGGGCUCAAUGAGGUGCAGAUACUUCGGGAGGGGGGUGACAAAGACUAUGCUCCGGAUGGAGGUAAAUACGACCUGUCUGCAAACGGACGGAGGAAGAACAAGUGCAUCCCCAGAACUUCUGUCGGCCCACCAAGUGGGGUCCAGAGAGCUAAUAAUAAUGCAGGGUCACACCUUGCAGAUUAUGUUUCCUGUUUCUCAUCAGCUCUGCUGCUGUCUCUCUACUUUGUGAUCCUACGCUGA